Molecule: messenger RNA, 2481 nt
Organism: Astyanax mexicanus (Mexican tetra)
Lineage: Eukaryota; Metazoa; Chordata; Actinopteri; Characiformes; Acestrorhamphidae
Gene: trpc2a
Product: transient receptor potential cation channel subfamily C member 2a
Exons: 12
Coding region: 1-2481 (826 amino acids)
Biological process (GO): calcium ion transmembrane transport; regulation of cytosolic calcium ion concentration; manganese ion transport
Cellular component (GO): cation channel complex; membrane
Molecular function (GO): store-operated calcium channel activity; inositol 1,4,5 trisphosphate binding
Source: RefSeq, a predicted model, not a curated record
AUGGUUUUGGACGAGUUGGAGAGCAGAGUGAAGCAGUGGGGAGAGAUCAUCAACAGGAAGAUCCACUUUCCUCCUGAGCUGAUCAUAGCCAUCCAGGAGAGCAACAUGGUGAUGGUGAAAAGCCUGCUCUGUGCAGAGGAGGGCUUUAUUCACCAGCUGGUGGAUUCUGAGGAACGCCAGUGGAGGGAGGCUCUGAACCUCUCCAUCAGAAUGGGCAGCGAGGAGACCAUGGCUGCGCUUCUGAGGGGCAUCAAGUUCGAUUUCCGGCAGAUCCACGAAGCCCUGCUGGUGGCGGUGGAUACUAAUCAACCAAGGGUGGUCAAGCUUCUUCUGGACCGCCUGGACCAGGAGAAAGGUAAUAAAAUAGACGUACGCUCCUUCUCCACCGCCAUCUUUGACCGCUCCAUCGACGCCUCGCAGUUUGCCCCUGGAGUGACCCCUCUCACGCUGGCCUGUCAGGAAGAUUUGUACGAGAUCGUGACCAUGCUCACUCAGAGAGGCCACAUCAUCUCCCCACCUCACGCCAUCUCCUGCAGCUGUUUGGAAUGCAGGAACGCUCGGCAGUACGACCUGCUCAAGUUCUCACUCUCUCGCAUCAACACGUACCGAGGCAUCGCCAGCCGCGCAUACCUGUCAAUCACCUCCGAGGAUGCCAUCCUCAGUGCCUUCCACCUGAGCUCCGAGAUGCGCAAGCUGUCCAAGAAGGAGCCGGAAUUUAAACCGCAGUACCUGGCUCUGGAGCAGGUGUGUCAGGAGUACGCUGUGGAGCUGCUGGGAAUGUGCCGGAACCAGAGCGAGGUCUCCACUCUGCUGAACUAUGGUGAAGAUGUCAGUGAUGAGGAGCUAGAUGAGCAGACGUUUGAGGAGGGUAUACCCAACCUGGCACUUAUCCGUCUGGCUAUAACCUACAACCAAAAACAGUUUGUGACUCAUCCCAUCUGCCAGCAAGUGCUGUCCUCCAUUUGGUGUGGCAGUCUCUCAGGCUGGAGGGGCAGCAACACAUCGUGGAAACUGCUGGUGUCUCUGGGGAUCUUUGUGAGCAUGCCAUUGCUGUGCUUCAUCUACUGGAUUGCUCCAAAAUCCAAGAUCGGCAGGACUCUGAAGAUUCCAGUGAUCAAGUUUUUGCUGCACUCUGCUUCCUACCUGUGGUUCCUGAUUAUCCUGCUAACGGAGUCAAUCUUCAUGGAAAUCUGGCGAGAUGACAUUGCUUCCCGCUCACAAAACCUUCUCCACAACUCUCUUCACAUGAUCUGGGUUGUUGGUUUCUUCUGGUUUGAGUGUAAGGAGGUGUGGAUUGAGGGACUGAAAACCUACUUACUGGACUGGUGGAACAUUCUGGAUAUGCUGGUGCUCAGCAUGUACCUGGCCUCCUUCACACUGCGCAUUUUAAUUGUGCUAAAAGGCCAUUUCCUGUGCCAAGAUCCCAGCGCUGAAGACCUGUGUGACUACUUCACAAACACAGCACGAGAAAACUGGAGACAAGAAGACCCUCAGCUGAUUGCUGAAAUGCUAUUUGCUGUGACCAGCAUGCUGAGCUUCACACGUCUGGCCUACAUCCUACCAGCUCACGAAUUCCUGGGAACCCUACAGAUAUCCAUUGGUAAAAUGAUCGAUGAUAUGAUGAGAUUUGUUUUUAUCCUGAUGAUCAUCGGCACUGCUUUCCUGUGUGGGAUGCACAACAUAUACGCUCCAUAUGUCAGCUCUCCACUUGGCAGGCUUAAUGAGACCUUUAACUUUCUCUUCUGGACUAUGUUUGGAGUGUUCAAUCAGGAAAAAGUGGACAUGCCAGACCACGUUAUGGCGGAGUUUGUGGGCAGAGUUCUUUACGGGAUUUUCACUCUGAUCAUCGUCAUUGUGCUGCUCAACAUGCUCAUCGCCAUGAUAACCAAUUCAUUUCAAAAGAUUGAGAAUGAUGCCGACGUUGAAUGGAAGUUUGCGCGUUCCAAGCUCUACCUCAGCUUUUUCAGAGAGGGCCUCACCAUGCCUGUUCCUUUCAAUAUCAUUCCUUCCCCCAAGGCAUUAUUCUAUGGAAUAAGGUAUGCAAAUUCAGGAGUGCAAAAUACUUUGAGCUCACUUAAACUUUCUGGCAGUACCCUGAACCAGAGUGAAGGUCAGGGUGAAGGCAGAGUGCCAUAUCGCCUGCAGGUUAUCAAGGUUUUAGUGCAGCGCUACAUCGCAGCAGCACGUCAAGAGUUUGAGGACACCAAGAACAACGAUGUGGGCCACAGAAUCACAGAACUGAAUAAAGUGGUGGGAAGACUGGACAUAGAGGUGAUGAAGGUGGAUGAGAAUCUCCACUGCAGACGUGGAGCAUCCAGACCAGAGCGUGAGACCAGUGCCAUUCUGAACGACUACAUCAUGAGGGCCAAGAACCAUUUCCACAACUUUGAUAAGAAAGAGGCUUCAGGAAGCCGAGGUGCUGGACUGCAGGUUCUGUUCCACCACAGUGAAGAACAGAAGGAAAAAAAAGAAAGCAGAUAA